Oxyura jamaicensis (ruddy duck) is the source of this 1300-nucleotide messenger RNA. RefSeq names its product loricrin-like. The transcript is spliced from 3 exons. The record is from RefSeq and is a predicted model, not a curated record. Lineage: Eukaryota; Metazoa; Chordata; Aves; Anseriformes; Anatidae. The coding region runs from base 1 to 1185 and encodes 394 amino acids.
AUGGGCUCCCAUCAGCAGAAGGGCGACGGACAAGGGAUCUCUGAGCAGUCUGGUGGAUGCCAUGGAGGUGGUGGUGGAGGAAGUUCAUGCCAUGGUGGUGGUGGAGGAGGAUCCUGCCACUCCAGUGGGGGUGGAGGCUCUAUAGGAUACCAGACCCAGGGAUCGUCCUGCCACAGUGGAGGAAGCAGCAGCGGUGGUGGUGCUAUCUACCAGACCCACAUAUCAUCAUCUUCCUUUGGAGGAGGAGGAGGAUCUUCAGGCCACCAGAGCCAAGGAUCCAUCGGCAGUGGAAGUGGUGGUGGCGGUGGGUCAGGCCACCAGGGACAAGAACCCAUCUGCAUUAUUGGAGGAGGCGGCAGUGGCGGUGGUGGAGGUGGAGGAGGUUACAGCCACCAAAGCCAAGGCCCCAUCUGCAUUGGAGGUGGCAGCAUGGGUGGAGGAGGUGGAGGUGGUUCUGGCCACCAGGGCCAAGGAUCCAUCUGCAUUAUUGGUGGAGAACAGGGAAGGAUUUUUCAAUGUCUCCGAGGGAGAUGCUCCCGCCGGAACAGGGGCUACAACAAUAACAUCCCCUCGCAAUACGGAGGAUGCCAAGGGUGCUCCUCGAGCAUCGAGGGACGGGGCUCCUUCUUCUUUGGCGGGGAUGGCUCCGUCACCUGCAGCCGGGAAGCUUCGCUCUGCCCAGCCAUGCCAGCGUCCUCCACCUGCAGCGUUGCAGCGGGGUACAGCUGUGGCGGGGACGGGGCUGUUAUCAUAAGCAGUGGUGACAGCAGGGGGACGUCUGGCUGGAGCACCGCAGGGGGGACAGUCCCAGCCUACAGCACCCGGCGGGGAGCGGAAUACGGCAUCGAGGACGCGGGACGGAGAAUGCUUGGCAGCUCAAGGGUUGGUGGAGGAUCCAGCUGCUACACUGGGAAUUUGGGCAUCAGUGCAGGAAGAGGCUCCAGCUAUGGAGGCGAUGCAUGCCACAGAGAAAAGGCUUUAACCGCGGGUGGGAGCAGCGGGGGAGCAGGGUUCUCUAGCGGAGCAUCAGGCUAUGGCAGUGGGGAAUUCUCCAGCCCAGAGCUGAGCCCUGGAGGUGCUGGGUCCUCCCAGGCCAUGCAGCAGAAGUGCCCAGUGGUCAUUCCCGACAUUGAGACCCAACAGAGCAAGAAGAGCUGCCACUGGCCGUCCAGCCAGAAGAAAUGAAGGACCCAGCAGCCACCCCUGCUCACGCAGCCGUGCCCUGGAUGUGCCAUGCUGCGGCUUGUCCCACGGACCGGGAGCUUUGCAUUCCUCACAUCAGGCUGCGCUUCUAAUGCUG